AUGAUUUUCGAGAAUGGCGGUCUGAUAUUUUUGGGCAGGUACAACGGUACUUCCGACCUCCAGCUGGAGCGCAUGAACGUCUACUUCACCCACGCUUCCGGUGACAAGUAUGUUCCCCGUGCCGUUCUGGUCGAUCUGGAGCCCGGUACCAUGGACGCUGUCCGUGCCGGUCCCUUCGGCAAGCUCUUCCGUCCCGACAACUUCGUCUUCGGCCAGUCUGGUGCUGGUAACAACUGGGCUAAGGGUCACUACACCGAGGGUGCCGAGCUCGUCGACCAGGUCAUCGAUGUCGUCCGCCGUGAGGCCGAGGCUUGCGACUGCCUCCAGGGUUUCCAGAUCACCCACUCCCUGGGUGGUGGUACCGGUGCCGGUAUGGGUACGCUCCUGAUCUCCAAGAUCCGUGAGGAGUUCCCCGACCGUAUGAUGGCCACCUUCUCCGUUGUUCCCUCCCCCAAGGUCUCCGACACCGUUGUCGAGCCAUACAACGCCACCCUGUCCAUCCACCAGCUGGUUGAGCACUCCGACGAGACCUUCUGUAUCGAUAACGAGGCCCUGUACGAUAUCUGCAUGCGUACCCUCAAGCUGUCCCAGCCCUCCUACGGUGACCUGAACCACCUGGUCUCCGCCGUUAUGUCUGGUGUCACCACCUCCCUACGUUUCCCCGGUCAGCUCAACUCCGACCUCCGCAAGCUGGCUGUCAACAUGGUUCCUUUCCCUCGUCUCCACUUCUUCAUGGUCGGCUUCGCUCCCCUGACCAGCCGUAACGCCAAUGCCUACCGCCAGGUUAGCGUUCCCGAGCUGACCCAGCAGAUGUUCGACCCCAAGAACAUGAUGGCCGCCUCUGACUUCCGUAACGGCCGUUACCUCACCUGCUCCGCCCUGUUCCGCGGUAAGGUCUCCAUGAAGGAGGUCGAGGACCAGAUGCGCAGCAUCCAGACCAAGAACCAGAGCUACUUCGUUGAGUGGAUCCCCAACAACGUCCAGACCGCCCUGUGCUCCGUUCCUCCUCGUGGCCUGCGCAUGUCUUCCACCUUCGUUGGUAACAGCACCUCCAUCCAGGAGCUGUUCAAGCGUAUCGGCGACCAGUUCACUGCCAUGUUCCGCCGCAAGGCUUUCUUGCACUGGUACACUGGUGAGGGUAUGGACGAGAUGGAGUUCACUGAGGCUGAGAGCAACAUGAAUGACCUUGUCUCCGAGUACCAGCAGUACCAGGAAGCCUCCAUCUCCGAGGGAGAGGAGGAGUACCUCGCUGAGGAGGCUGGUCUCGAGGAUGAGAUGUAA
Messenger RNA from Penicillium cosmopolitanum, 1281 nucleotides. Its product is annotated as beta-tubulin. Gene Ontology annotation, biological process: mitotic cell cycle; microtubule cytoskeleton organization. Gene Ontology annotation, molecular function: structural constituent of cytoskeleton; GTPase activity; GTP binding. NCBI's taxonomy places the organism in Eukaryota, Fungi, Ascomycota, Eurotiomycetes, Eurotiales, Aspergillaceae. The transcript has 3 exons. Gene Ontology annotation, cellular component: microtubule; cytoplasm. The record is from RefSeq and is a predicted model, not a curated record. Bases 1 to 1281 code for a protein of 426 amino acids.